AUGGCAUCAAUCCCAAGCCCCGUGCCGAAGAAGAAAUACGUCACGAGGGCCUGCGAUGGAUGCAAAAAAAGAAAAUCCAAAUGUGAUGGCUGUGAGCCCUGCCAGCGUUGCCUUGGUUCCGGGCUCCGCUGUGCUUAUAAUUCAGACUACAAACGUGGAGCCAGACGUAGGACAACUCGCAGCUUGGCUCAGAACCAAGCACCUUUGAAUAUAGCCGGCGAUGAUACGUCAGUCGUACCGGCGUCGCCUUCUCACGUGACUGCUCCUUCAAACGCCAACAGCGACGAUAUGAGCGCCGUCCGGAUUGAGCAUGAUUCGGGUGAUGCGAGCGUCCACGCCUUUCUACAAAAGGUCUCGGGGCAUCUAGCACAGGUCGGUCGCGGUCUUCCUCGGAAUCUGUUCAGCAAGGAACAAGGUGGCUUCCACCCCAAUAAUCAGGCCAUCACCUUUGUUCUACCAAGCAUUGAGACCGCUAAAGGUUAUUUCGACUGCUUCUUUGACCACGCAAACACUACCUACCGGUAUGUGCCCAAAGCAGAGAUGUUCGAGCUGCUGAGGCAAGUCUAUGCGGAGAAUGAAACCGUACUGAGCGACCAUACGGAGAUGGCUAUUGUGCUCCUGAUUAUGGGCAUUGGAUGCAUAUGGACGGCAUCAUGGAGAAACGAGCCUUUGCCACCUUGGAAAAGAAAAUCAGAACGCUUUCUACAAGCUGCUGAACUCAGGCUCGAAAAAUCUCGAAACACGUUUCCCCCAACCCUUGCCAUUUUACAAGCUCAACUACUCAAGUGUCAAUUGGAGAUCGCUUCGAGCCAAUACAACAGUGCCUGGAUGACAUUGGGAUUGACAAUCCGCUUGGGUCAGAUGAUUGAUAUUCAAAGAGAGCCCACCGCGUGCACAGCUCAAGAAGCCCAUUUCAGGAAGUCCAUAUUGUACGCUAUGUUCAUGGUUGAUCGAUAUCUGGCCAUUGCCUUGGGCAGACCCAUAUCGAUUCAGGAGCAUGAUAUUACCAUCACGCUCUCCAUGGAACUUGAUCCUGCCAUCAAGUCUCGACUUGGUAGUCUUGAGGAGAAAUUAUGGGUAGGCGUCGUAGCUCAUUUUAGACUUACUAUGAUAAUGGGCCACAUAGUCACACAGCUAUAUCCAGCCGCCAGAAAUAACACUGCGCCUACAGAAGCUACCGUGGCCGGGUUAGAGAAAGAACUCGCCGACUGGCUUGGUGACGUUCCGGAGUUCUUUCAUCCUGUUCAAAACGAGCUCAGCUCCCGCGAACAGGGAUUUUACGACGUUCCUUGGAUCUUUCGGCGCCAGCAAAGAACCAUACGAGCUGCUUUCUUCUUUACCAAUAUGCUUAUUUAUCGUCAUUUCCUGCUCAGAGAGUUUCUUCAGCAGGCUCCUAGCACCCCGCGUUCAGGCCAGUGCCCCGAGCGUGUCAGAAAAUGCGUCGACAACGCCAUGGCUAUGAUUGCUCUUGCUGCAGACUUUGGAGCCGAUGAGUUCAAGUAUAAUGCGACCUUCUGGAUGACCUCUCACUUCAUAUUUUGCGCGAUUUCAAUUCUCUUGGUCUACUUGGCGUUGUACCAGGAGUCGGACGACUGGAAUAGCAUUGAGUCUGCGGUUGAGAGGGCGAUGAAGGUUCAUCGUAAACUUGAUAACAGUGUCAACAUCUACGCCCAGAAACUACUUGAUGAAUCCCGCGCAAGGGUCGAGGUUCUUCGGACCCUCAACUCCCCCAGUAAUACCGUGGCAGCACAUGGCCCAACACCGGAUUGGGCAGAAGUUCCAGGUCAACAAGGUUUCCCCGAUGCUUCAUCCCCUCAUGGGCCACUACUGGGGAAUGAUGAUACAGAGCUACCGAUUCUCCAAUUGGCUCCUCAUGAUGAAGCGGAGAGAGCGGCUCCCGGGCCAUAUUCCGCGUUUGAGCAGCAUGCAAUGGAAACGUUCGGUUUGAACAAUGGUCUUGACGUGAUCAUGGAUAUUGGAUUCGACAGCGCUGCCUUGCCUGAAAACUUUGGGAUAGAGGGUAUCGAUCUAUUUCAACAAUAUAAUUGA
Messenger RNA from Clonostachys solani, 2049 nucleotides. The record is from the annotation of a GenBank genome assembly. NCBI's taxonomy places the organism in Eukaryota, Fungi, Ascomycota, Sordariomycetes, Hypocreales, Bionectriaceae.